Penicillium nucicola is the source of this 2127-nucleotide messenger RNA. RefSeq names its product potassium channel family protein. NCBI's taxonomy places the organism in Eukaryota, Fungi, Ascomycota, Eurotiomycetes, Eurotiales, Aspergillaceae. The record is from RefSeq and is a predicted model, not a curated record. Gene Ontology annotation, cellular component: membrane. The transcript has 3 exons. Gene Ontology annotation, molecular function: potassium ion leak channel activity. Gene Ontology annotation, biological process: potassium ion transmembrane transport; stabilization of membrane potential. The coding region runs from base 1 to 2127 and encodes 708 amino acids.
AUGCAGCAUGGGUCUACGACGGUCGAGAUACCCACGGAUGACGGGUCCGCCGGGCUCUCACUGUGGGAACGGUUCAAGGGUCAAUUUAAUAUGAGGCCUGCUGAAGAUGAUGAGCCGCAGUCGUGGUGGAUUGCAUCUACGGCUAUCCCGCUCGUAGCGGCUGCCACGGGGCCACUGGCUAAUGUCAUGUCGAUUGUUGCUUUGGUCCAGCCCUGGCGCAAUGAUAUUAUUUCCAAGACGGAUGGCCCUGCGGGAAACUGGCAGGAGGAAGGGUAUCCGGAUCCUCGUUGGACCACUGCUUUGAAUGCUGUUUCGCUUGUCUGUGGUAUUGUGGGAAAUGUAUUUUUGCUUUUCAACUUUACCCAUGUCAUUCGAUACAUUAUUGCUCUACCAGUUACAAUUAUUCUAUGGUUUAUAGCCACAGGAAUUCUAUGUGGGAUAACAGCAGCCAUGGGUGUUUAUGCCCCCCCAGUUCCCCCGGAGCAUGUGUACUCACAAGCAUUUUGGAGUGCCGUGAUUGCAGCCUCUCUCUACUUCCUCUUAAGUGGAACCCUGAUGAUCAACAUGCUAGGCUACUUCCUUGGAAGAUACCCACAGCACUUCGCCCUGACCGACGAGCAACGAACAUUGAUUCUUCAAAUGACAGCGUUCGUCAUGUGGCUAUUAAUUGGAGCGGCCAUCUUCCAGCGUGUACUGGGCAUUUCGUUCGCCGAUGCAUUAUACUUCUGCGAUGUCACCGUUCUGACCUUGGGGUUCGGCGACAUCACAGCGGUCACCCCUGUUGCUAGAGGUCUUGUCUGGCCAUAUGCAGUAAUUGGAAUCAUCAUGUUGGGUUUGGUUGUUGGAAGCAUCCAUAAAUUUGCUCGUGAAGUCCACUAUGACAACGUGAUCCGGAAGCAUAUCGAGCAGAAACGGAAAUCAACAUUCAAUCGCUCGGUCAGCUUUGAUGAAUUCGCAGCUUCUGAAGGGAAACUUCCCAUUCGCGACAAAGAAAUUACACCUCCAGGUUCUACUCGACAAAAGAACAAAGACUUCCACCAUCACCACCACCAUCGACCAAUUCAACACACGAUUGCUGCCAUGACCACUGCCCGUCGACCCAGACUACUUAUCAUGCGCGAAGAAAAGGAUCGAUUUGACGCCAUGCGCCGCAUUCAGUACGAUACAAUUCGAUUCCGUCGUUGGAACGACCUGAUAAUCAGCAUAGUGGCAUUCGGGAUUGUAUGGACAUGCGGAGCAAUAGUAUUCUGGCAACUCGAACAAAUGUCAUACUACGAAUCCCUCUAUUUCUGCUUCUGUUCCCUGCUAACAAUCGGCUACGGCGAUAUCACACCCCAGUCAAAUGCAGGAAGACCCUUCUUCGUGCUGUGGUCAUUGGUCGCCAUUCCGACAAUGACAAUGCUCAUCUCCCAAAUGAGCGACACCGUCGUUGCAAGCUUCAAGCGUGGAACUGACAAAGUGGCCGACUAUCUUGUCCUCCCUCAAUCAGGCAUCUACAAUUCCUCUCUGAGCAAGAUACCCGGCGUGACCAAGUUCCUCGCGCGUCGACAGGAAAAAAGGCGACUGAAACGCGGAUUCGCGCUUGAAGGUGGCGGGGAUGGCGACGCCGGAGACAGACGCACUUCAGAUGAUGUCGAGAGACCUACCCAUCUCGACAAGGUUGCCGGUGAACAUCCACACCGAACCCUCGAGGAACUAGUCCGUGACCCAUCCCCCCUUGAACUAGCACAGCAACUCGCUUUUGCCGUGCGACGUGCGACACAGCAUGCACGUGAGGGCACAAGGAAACGAUAUUGCUAUGAGGAAUGGGUUGAAUUCACGCGGUUGAUUCAAUUUACUGAUCCGCGGAGACCGUCCUCUUCGGGUCAGUCGCCUGGUGCGCAGGAUUCUGUCAACAUGGACGAAGACGAGUACGGGCUUCUCAAUUGGGAUUGGAUUGGCGAAAAUAGUCCCAUGUUGGCUACACAGACGGAGCCGGAGUGGGUUCUUGAUCGAUUGUGUGAGAGCUUAAUUCGGUACGUUUCGACUCAGGAGAGUCGUGCUGCUGCUGAUGGUAAUGGCGGUGCUGCUGAUUUGGAGGAGGUGACUCUCAAGAAGGAGAGGGAUAUUGGAUUGGAUGAUGAAUGA